Molecule: messenger RNA, 696 nt
Organism: Phytophthora sojae
Lineage: Eukaryota; Oomycota; Peronosporomycetes; Peronosporales; Peronosporaceae
Exons: 2
Source: RefSeq, a predicted model, not a curated record
UUGACCAAUUCCAGUAACCGGGCGCGUGUGGCUCUGCGUAGCCGCAACGAGAACGCAACACUUAGGAAAAUGUUGCAAGAAAGUGUCGAAGACAUUCAAGAGCUGGAACAGAAUCUGUUGCAACAGAUGAAGGAGCUGGUGCAGUCGCUGCCGAGGUCAUUGGUUUUGACACGAAACCUUCAGUAUGAUGGAGCUCGCGACGACACAAUGUUCAGGUUGAUGGCCAACAGUGUGGAUGCGCAGUACAAGGAUAUGGACCGAGUCAUGAGCCGAGAUGGACUGGUUGGUCUCAACACGGAGGUGGUGGAAAGCUCGAUCGGUCGAGCGACUUCGGUGUACACAGGAGGGGAAAGUGGCGAGCUGCUCAAGUUCCGGUCGAGGAUUCUGUCUCCAAUUAGAAGUCCCACGCUAGAUAAAGCCUUCUGGAGAGGCAUUGAGGCCGGACUGGGGGCUUCAGUGGGGUCCGCUACCCCUAUGAACGACGUGGGACUUCCGCUUGGCGUGGCUUCUCGUGUUAUUAUCCAAAAGUACGAGAUUGCAGUUGGUAACUAUGCGUGCGUGAUGCGCGUAGUGAUUAAGGAGUUUGUGGAGAGCGAUCGUGUCAUGCAGGUUUGGAAUACGGUGGCGGACUGGCCGCGCGUGGGGAAGCUGCACAACGUGAGGACCCAGGAGUACGGAUGGGGCUACAUCCAGCCA